CACACGCUCACAUAACACGGGAGGUGAGAGCUGAAUGAAGUUUUCUGGGUAAUGGCUUGAAAUGUUUUCCUUAUGAGAAGCGGUGUUGAGUUACAGCGUGCAGGCUGAAAACUGGGAGGAGAGAAGCAGCAGCCCCAGCCCGGCCCCCACCUUUCCUUGGGCUUGUAGGAAGGUGGACAUGGGCUCCCGGAGACAAGACGAGUGAUAUGUUGAACUCUCUGGCAGCUGGCAUCAACUGCUCCAAGAGUGACCCAAGGACAGAGCUCCGCAGGGUUGAGCCAGGGGCCAGCCCAGCGGGCACAGAUGCGCUGCUGUGAAAUGCCACGCAGGCAGAGACUGACAAGCGGUAGGAGCUGAGCUUUCCCCUUGGACUGCUGUUUCCUGCUGUGUUCAGGGGAGGGGGGCGCCUCCUGGCAGCUCUGCUGCUGCUGCUGCUGCUGCUGCUGCUUCAGCUCCCUCUGCACUCAAGGUAAGCAGCCUCUAAGGGAUGGCAGGCAGCAAGGGAAGCCUUUGUACCAUGAACAAGAUCCGAAAGUUUUUCCGCGGAAGUGGGCGAGUCCUGGCAUUUAUAUUCGUAGCUUCUAUCAUCUGGCUGCUCUUUGACAUGGCAGCUCUCCGCCUCUCAUUCAGUGAGAUCAACACUAGGGUGCUUCUGAAGGAAGACGUAGUCAGAAGGGAAAGGAUAGAGUUCAGAGUUCAGCCUGACCAAAUGAAAAUUCUUUACAGCAGCAGGAGAGAGAGAAAGCCCCCAUUCAGGGGCACCGGGAAAGUGCUAUGGGGCAAAGAGAACUUGAGAAAGACGGAGGAGCAUGGGCUCAAGAUUGAAGAUGAUUUGGACCAAAUCCAGAAGGAAAGACGGAUACAGAAAGUUCCAGGAAGUGUCAAGAUUGCACCUUUGUGGCAUCCUGCACAUCUACAGACCUUUCCUGUGACUUUUACCAAGCCCAUGACAGAGGUACAUGCCAUCACACCUGAAGCCUAUUCUCGCCCUGUGACCACAAAGCAAAUGAUAGUUCAGGGGGCUCAGAAAACCACAUUCAUAGCAGCCAGAGGAACUCCAUCGCCCCAACUAUCUCUAAACGCAAGACCUUUUGGUAUAAUCCAGGAGGCCCAGAAGAGACAUAGUCACAGCAGUGACACAUCAAAACAAGCCGCUGAAAGGAACCUGGAUGUGACCAUCAGGUUUAACAGUGACAGACCAAACCAGAUAUCUCAGGCCGUAGCAAAUGAGAGGACAUUCUCUGCCAGUCCACCAGUGCCAAAAUCUAGGGAAGCCUUAACCUUAAAUGAAACUGAGGCUCAGAGAAAAUAUCCAACCGCAUAUAAACACAGAGCCAAUAAGAACCUUCCCUUUCCCAAGUUCUCUGCCAAUUUAAAUCACUUACAGAAGCAAUCUAUUAAUGAGGCACAGUUGGGAGACUUGCCAAGGGAUGAUGGAGCCAAAGUGGCUGGUGGGAAGAAAUUCAACUUUUCUGAAAGCCAUGUUGUGAUUAUAACGAAGGAAAAGGAGCUAAAGACAAACACCAAACAGAUCCCUCAUCCUAAAAUGAAAACUGUAUUUCCUUUCGUAUUGGGUGAAGGACAAAGAAAACACAUUUCCAAGAACAGAAGUGAGGCAUCCUUCUCUUCACUAGCUCAACAGAGAGCAACAGUGUCUCACACUAAUCACAUCUUAGCUGGAGGACUAAAGUCAACAAAAAUCAGCUUAAAUGCCAAGGUCCAGCAGGAAGAACUCAAUCAAAGGCAUACAAAAGCCCUUUCACCUAAAGACAGCAAAAUGCACCAAGUAUUAAGGAUCGAUCAGACACUUUCUCCAAGGGACCCCAAAGCCCCAGGGCAGUUUGGACGUCCUGUGGCUGUGCCCCAGGGAAAGGAGAAGGAGGCAGAAAGAAGAUGGAAAGAAGGAAACUUCAAUGUCUACCUCAGUGAUUUAAUCCCAGUGGACAGAGCCAUUGAAGACACAAGACCUAUUGGGUGUGCAAAGCAGCUGGUUCACAAUAAUCUCCCAACCACCAGUGUCAUCAUGUGCUUUGUGGAUGAGGUGUGGUCCACUCUCCUGAGGUCUGUUCACAGUGUCCUCAAUCGCUCUCCUCCACAUCUCAUCAAGGAGAUUCUGCUGGUGGAUGACUGUAGCUCCAAAGAUUACCUAAAAGAUAAUUUGGAUAAAUACAUGUCUCAGUUUCCAAAAGUUCGGAUUCUUCGCCUCAAAGAGAGACAUGGUUUAAUAAGAGCCAGACUGGCAGGGGCACGGAUUGCAACAGGUGAUGUGUUGACAUUUUUAGAUUCUCAUGUGGAAUGUAACAUUGGUUGGUUGGAACCUCUUCUGGAAAGAGUUUAUUUAAGUAGAAAAAAAGUAGCCUGUCCAGUAAUUGAAGUCAUCAACGAUAAGGAUAUGAGUUACAUGACAGUGGAUAACUUUCAAAGAGGCGUCUUUGUGUGGCCCUUGAACUUUGCUUGGAGAACAAUUCCUCCAGACGUUAUUGCAAAAAACAACAUUAAAGAAACUGAUGUAAUAAGGUGCCCUGUCAUGGCAGGUGGAUUGUUCUCUAUUGAUAAAAAUUACUUUUAUGAACUUGGAACAUAUGACCCUGGGCUUGAUGUUUGGGGUGGAGAAAAUAUGGAGCUGUCAUUCAAGGUGUGGAUGUGUGGUGGCGAAAUUGAGAUCAUUCCCUGUUCCAGAGUGGGCCACAUUUUCAGAGGUGAUAACCCAUAUUCCUUCCCCAAAGACCGGAUGAAGACAGUGGAGCGGAACUUGGUGCGGGUGGCCGAGGUCUGGCUUGACGAGUAUAAGGAGCUGUUCUAUGGCCACGAGGAAAACCUCAUAGACCAAGGGCUAGAUGUCGGAAACCUCACCCAACAACGGGAACUUCGAAAGAAACUAAACUGCAAAAGUUUCAAAUGGUACCUGGAGAAUGUGUUUCCUGACUUGAAGGCUCCCAUUGUGAGAGCUGGCGGUGUGCUUAUUAACAUGGCCUUGGGUAAAUGCCUUUCCAUUGAAAAUACCACAGCCAUUCUGGAAGACUGUGACGGGAGCAGCAAGCUUCAACAGUUUAAUUACACCUGGUUAAGACUUAUUAAACAUGGAGAGCAGUGCUUGGCUCCCGUCCCUGAGCAGGGAGCCUUGAGACUGCUCCCUUGUGAUAACAGAAACAAAGGGCUGAAAUGGGUACACAAGUCAGCAUCAGCCUUUCGGUCAGAACUGGUGGAUCACAUUGUUUCUGGAAACUAUCAUGAGUUGUUAUGCUUGGAAGGAAUUUUUUCUCAGAAAACCCUGAAAGUUGCUGCUUGUGACCCAAAGAAGCCAUAUCAAAAGUGGAAAUUCGAAAACAAUUUUGAAGUCUGAAGAGGAACUGAUGUUUUUAUGUAGUGAGCCCAUUAUACACUGUGAAAAUGACAGUGAACUUGGUGAUUAUAUUUCUCCAUGGUUUAAAUUUUUUAAAUGAAGAACACUUGAAUAGAAGAUUUUCUAAAAUCACAAUAUUUGAGAUACCAAAAGUUAACUCAGGGAAACAGUCCAACAUUGGAUUGGAGUCCUUCCUCAGUACUAGAAGUCCUUUUGAAUGACCUGAUUUCUUCUCUGUGCUAAAACUCAGCCUGUAAAUUUCCCCAUACAACCUAUUGGGUACCCGGAAAUAAAGACAGAGUACUUGGGGAAGUACGAUGAUAUUCAUUAUGAAUGUGUUGGGUAAUAACCAGCUCUUUGGCCCACAAGUAGGGAGAACCUGGUCCUUUAUUUACUAUUUUUUUCAUCAAAAAAUUUACUUGAGUUUUUAUGGAUAGAAGUACUCAUAAACACACAGCUAUCACCUUGGCAAAAACCCUUCAGAUUACAUUCAUGUUAAACUUAUAGUUUGGAAUAGUAUUAAUAUUACUAGAGGCCCAAAUUUCAUGGGUAGAGUCCCUAGGCCUGGCCAGCCAUCAGGGCUGAUCUGUGCAACAACCAGUGGGGCGAUCAGGGGCCCCACUGGCACCCGCCUUGGCUGGCCUGGGGCCUGUGGGCUGGGGCAGCUCCUGAGUUGAGCGUCUGCCCCUGGUAAUCAAUGCACAUCAUAGCAACCAGUCAUUCCACUAGUCCUUCCACCAUUUGGUCAACUUGCAUAUUAGGCUUUUAUUAUAUAGGAUUCUCCCUGGUGGCAGGAUUUUGAUCUAGCUUACUAUAUGAUGCUUUUUUUAUCAGUCUGAGUCAGUGGAACAUUUUUAAUUGAGGAUGUCAAAUGCUUGUUCAUUUAUAGAUGUGGGCAUUGUUUCAGUUCAUUUUGUACUUUUAAAACUACACUUAAAAAAUGGUUAUGCUAGUAACUUCCUAGACUUGUGAAUAUUAAAAAAUCAAAAAGGCAAAGUAAAAGAGGCUUGACCACAAAACACUAUAAUAACCCAAAAUUCAUUUAAUCACUAAACACAUAUGAGGAGUUGAAACUAAUAAAACAGAAAUAGAGCCUUGAAAAAUCUUAAGGUUCUUUUAUAUAAAAUACUGCCUUAGAUUUAAUAAUAUUUAUGGGGAUAAAGUAUGCUAAAAUGGGCUUUAGAGAUUUUAAAGUAGAAAUAAAAUGAAGGAAACAAUGAAAGGGGAAGAAAAUGAGGUAAGCAAUCUUUAGGAAGAGAGGUAAGAAAAAAUUGCCCUAGAUUUGUCCAAAAAGAAAAGGAAUCUUGCACCUAAAUGGGGGUGUGGGGGGAAGAGAGAUAAUAAAGCCUCAGAUGUGGAUCUAAGGAUAACACUGGGGAGAAGUAAUAUUUCUUUGACUUAUAUUGAGCCCUAAUCUUAGGUAUGUCAAUAUUUGGGCAUUUCAGAGAAGAUCUUAGAAAUCCACAUUCAUUUUGGUAAGAAAAUUGACACCCAAAAGACACAUUACCCAUCUGAAAAUCUCAGAGGAGAGAAUUAGGAUUAAACUUGUAUCUCCAGAGACAGGGCUCAUUCUUUUGCCCCUGGCCACUGGCCUACACACAACCUGUUCCACGGCAUUUUUAUAAAAGAUGAGAAAUCAUUUUGCUGGCAGUGGAUCUCUGGAAGAUAGCCAUAACCAUGCUAUAUGCUUAUUAAUACUUAAAAA
Pipistrellus kuhlii (Kuhl's pipistrelle) is the source of this 5048-nucleotide messenger RNA. It is a transcript of the gene GALNT5, whose product is annotated as polypeptide N-acetylgalactosaminyltransferase 5. The transcript has 10 exons. Gene Ontology annotation, cellular component: Golgi apparatus. The coding region runs from base 488 to 3343 and encodes 951 amino acids. The record is from RefSeq and is a predicted model, not a curated record. Lineage: Eukaryota; Metazoa; Chordata; Mammalia; Chiroptera; Vespertilionidae.